Molecule: messenger RNA, 1322 nt
Organism: Dimorphilus gyrociliatus
Lineage: Eukaryota; Metazoa; Annelida; Polychaeta; Dinophilidae
Source: the annotation of a GenBank genome assembly
AAUUUUAUCCGACCAAUCAGCGCUAUCCAUCUGUAAAGUCUAAUCGUGUAAAAGUAGCAAUUUAGCGGUAUACUCGUCCAUUUUCUAUCUGAAAACAACGAAAAACGAUGAAAACCUUUAUCGUUUUGUCGGUGCUUGUUUGUCUAGCGUUAGCCGAUCCUACUGUAUACUUUAAAGAAGAGUUUGGAGAGGGUUGGAGCGACAGAUGGGUCAAUUCUAAACAUCGUUCAGAUCAAGGAAAAUUCGAAUUAAGUGCCGGAAAAUUCUAUGGUGAUGCUGAAAAAGAUAAGGGUAUAAGAACCUCUGAAGACGCUCGCUUUUACGGAAUCUCCGCCAGUUUUGAUAAGUUCUCGAACGAGGGAAAGACCUUGGUCAUCCAAUUCUCUGUUAAACACGAGCAAAAUAUCGACUGCGGUGGUGGCUACGUUAAGGUUUUCCCCAGUGACUUGAAACAAGAAGAUAUGCAUGGAGAAACACCAUACGCCAUUAUGUUCGGCCCAGAUAUAUGUGGACCUGGAACCAAGAAAGUGCAUGUUAUCUUCAAUUAUAAAGGCAAGAAUUUGCUUACCAAGAAAGACAUCCGCUGCAAGGAUGAUGUCUUCACCCACGUUUACACCUUGAUUGUUAAGCCCGAUAAUACAUACGAAGUUAAAAUCGACAACGAAAAAGUUGAAAGUGGUGAAUUGGAAGCUGAUUGGGACUUUUUGCCACCAAAGAAAAUCAAGGAUCCUAACGCCAAGAAACCAGAAGAUUGGGAUGAUAGAGAGAAAAUUGAUGAUACUGAUGAUAAGAAACCUGAAGACUGGGAUAAGCCUGAGCACAUUCCUGAUCCAGAUGCCAAAAAGCCCGAUGACUGGGAUGAUGAAAUGGACGGUGAAUGGGAGCCCCCACAAAUCGACAACCCAGAAUACAAAGGUGAAUGGAAACCCAAGCAAAUCGACAACCCCAACUACAAGGGACAAUGGAUCCACCCUGAAAUCGACAACCCAGACUACACCGCUGAUGACAAAUUGUACAAAUACGAUGACAUUGGUGCUAUUGGUUUCGAUUUGUGGCAAGUAAAGAGCGGAACAAUCUUUGAUAACGUCUUGAUCACUGACGAUGUAGCCCAUGCAGAAGAAUUUGCCAAGGAGACUUGGGGAGCAUCCAAGGAUGGUGAAAAGAAAAUGAAAGAUGCUCAAGAUGAGGAAGAAAGAAAGAAACAAGAAGAAGAAGACAAGAAGAGAAAGGAAGAAGAAGACGCUAAGAAGGAAGAUGAAGAUGAAGACGACGGUGAUGACAAGGAAGAGUCACCGAAAUCCGAGGAUCACGAUGAAUUGUAA